CUCCUCCUCCUCACUGACACACGCAGCCUGGUGUGUAAUUGCCCCAGCAGCGGCGGUGGUGGAGGAUGAGGAGAGGCUCACGCUCGCCGCAGCAUCAGCACCAUCAGCAGCAGCAGCAGCAGCAGCAUCGUCAUGUCACCGCCUGCACGGCCACUGUCUGCCCGCCGCCUCCAGCUGACUGCUAAAACACGCAGGAGAGAGACGUUGCUGCGGCUUCCCAGUCCAUCCGUGUAGCCAUCAUGAACCACUUUGGGAAAUUCAUGCUGCUUCUUGUGUUAGCCUUCGUCGCUAUCCAGUACGUGGCCAUCAGCACCUUCUUAACCAACCCCUUAAGCCUGUUGUACUCUGUGGUUGUGGUACCCACACGCCAAGCUGUUAACUGUAGCCCUGAGACCCUCUCCUACACUUCAUCGGCCCCUGCCUUCUCUCCACCCACGAAUGAUUCCAACGUGAGAACGCACAUCCUCAUUCUGGCCACGACACGGUGCGGAUCCUCCUUUAUUGGGCAGCUGCUCAACCAGCAUCCAGAGGUGUUUUACCUGUUUGAGCCCCUGUUUCAUGUCCAUUCGAUGCUGCGUCCUCACCUGGAACAGAGUCGGGACUUGGAUUGGAGGAAGACAUUGAUGGGAGCAGCCAGAGAUCUGUUGAGGUCUCUGUACCACUGUCACCUCAGUAGUUUGGAGAAUUAUAUCCAACCCUAUCCUACCAACCACUCCACUGACCAUCUGUUCAGACGAGGCGCUAGCCAGUCUCUGUGCUCUCCUCCUGUGUGCAAGGUUCCUCAAGGUCCACAUGAGCAGAGCCUGGUGCUGAAUGACGAGAGGGAGUGUAAGAAGAGAUGUGGGCCGCUCAGCAUGCCGCUGGCCUCUGAUGCCUGCAGAGCCAAACGCCACACAGCCAUCAAGACAGUACGCAUUCCCCAAAUUAGUGACCUCAGAACGCUGAUCGAGGACCCAACACUCAAUCUAAAGGUGAUCCAGCUUGUCCGAGACCCGCGCGGCAUCCUGGCAUCUCGUAUUGAGGCAUUUCGCGACUCUUACCGGAUGUGGCGUCUGUGGAGAGCAACUGGACGCCGACCUGCUAACCUGGACCUGGGACAGAUCCGCACGUUGUGUGAGGACGUUCUCAAGUCUGUGUCCAUAGGCCUGGCCAGACCCGACUGGCUUAAAGGGAGGUACAUGCUGCUCAGGUAUGAAGACAUGGCCAGGUUUCCUCUGAAGAAAACCAAAGAACUCUAUAGGUUCCUUGGUCUGGAUCUUGACCAGAGUGUGAAGGACUGGAUCAACAACAACACUCACGACAGCAGUGGUGUGUCGUCCCGACGUAAGUUCACCACAAUUCGAGACUCUGCUGCUAAUGCAGAGAACUGGAAGACGAAGCUCUCGUUUGACAUGGUGGUUUACAUUCAAUCUGCCUGCAAACCACUUCUGCAGCGUCUGGGAUACAAAGCUGUCUUCCACUCAAGAGAACUGAAGAACUUUUCUCACUCUUUGGUGGAGGACAGGAUGUUUCUCCCUUUUUUUUAGUCGGGACUAACGUUUUUAACGUUCGUCCAGUGUGUGUUUAGACGGGACAUUAUUGUGCAGGUCCUCUGUGAUCCAGGUCUUCGUAUCCAUGGGCAACCAUUUCAACCAACACUCCAAAACAUAUGUCAUGAAACAUCCACAGAACAUCAGCUCUUAUCAACAAUAGUUCCUAUUUUAAUUGUGAAGGUCCUCAGCCAUCCAGGUCUUUGUAACCAUGGGAAACCAUUUACUGUUUGAGCACACAUAUUUGUAAUUAUAUAUUUUGUAAAGACAGUAAUUGAAACCAUUUAGGAAUCUCAUUCAUAAAAUGGUUGAAUGGUCUGUUUGUUAUUUCAUUAAAAGGCCAGGGAGACAAAAAAC
This is a messenger RNA of Solea senegalensis (Senegalese sole), 1886 nucleotides long. Its product is annotated as carbohydrate sulfotransferase 1-like. The transcript is spliced from 6 exons. The record is from RefSeq and is a predicted model, not a curated record. Gene Ontology annotation, cellular component: Golgi membrane. The coding region runs from base 240 to 1526 and encodes 428 amino acids. Gene Ontology annotation, biological process: carbohydrate metabolic process; N-acetylglucosamine metabolic process; keratan sulfate proteoglycan metabolic process. Lineage: Eukaryota; Metazoa; Chordata; Actinopteri; Pleuronectiformes; Soleidae. Gene Ontology annotation, molecular function: N-acetylglucosamine 6-O-sulfotransferase activity; keratan sulfotransferase activity.